UAGGAUCUGGGAAAAUUCUAGCAUCAUAUUACUACAAAGACAUCGACAGCAUUAGUGAGGUGACCGACUACCCUGGCGGAUUUGUCGUCGUCAAAUCAGAGUUUGGUCGAAUGCAUCUUUUCGCGAGUGAGGCGAGAGAUGAGAUAAUUAGAAAAAUACAGGAGGAUGCUAUUAAUUUUACCGGACUUCAAGUUCGGAAAAAAGAUCCCAUAAAAUUUGAAGGAUUUGUCGACGGAAAAUUUGGUCGAUUUCAAGGAGAUGAAUAUAUAACUUCUAUAUCGGAGUUUACUGUACAAAAACUUUCACAAAGACGGGAUGAACCUAUUCGACGUAUCCUGAGUCUAACUGAGAGCACUGUUGUUGAACGGGAUCCAGCAACCUACAAUGUGAUAACUCUAAGACCGUUGUCAAUGAUAGCUGCGCUUGUCAGACAAAAAGAAAAUCCGCAACUUCUCAGUAUACAGUACAUAGAUGGGGAAAACAGAUCAUACUUAUCAACGGACAGAGACAGUUUACUUGCUUCUCUUCUUGACGGAGCUAGAGCUGCCGGGAACCCUGAUGUGCACGUGCGCAUGAGCUGGUAUGAGCGCGGAAAGCGCCUUGGCCCCCUUGACCAGCCUAUGGGAGAGGAGGUUGAAUCCUUUAGUCUGAAAUUCUUAACCUCGCAGCCAGUUGGCUGGGACUUUGCCCAGGCUGUUUCAAGAUUUAACGCCAACGUAUCCUACAGUGGGCUCCUCCACGCUGUAACCCAGGAGCACCUUUUCGCGGAGAACAAGGAGAAGUUGAUCAGCUCCGCAAUAAGUAGUCUCAUCUCCAAGGAGGGGGACCAGGACUCCAUCAGCAGUCCGGAGCUUGAGCAGCAGUUCCACUGCUUAAGAAGGUUGGUAGCCAGCAAGGCAGGGUUUAGCUGCUUCACCUCCCUACCUGGGUUCAGGGAAAAGGUUGGGUGGAAGGUAGCGAAGGCCUUGAAGCGGGGAGAUGAUGGAAUUAGCCACGCUGCUAUUGAUAUGCUCUGUGCUCUUAUGGAACCAAUGCAUCAGGAUUACGACUUACGCCAAGAGCAGUUGAAUAAAUCCAGUUUAUUGAGUUCGGAAAAAUUCUUGGACGGACUCCUGGACAUGUGGACCAACCUGGUGGUGAGGCAGCAGGGCGCCCUGGUGGUGGCUGGAAUGCUGGACUUCCUAACCUUCUCCCUCUGCUCCCCCUACAGCGAGACUACCGACGGAAAGCAGUUUGAUAUGCUCCUGGAGAAAGUUUCAGAACGUGGCAGAACCUUGUUUCGAUUGUUCCAGCAUCCAUCUUUAACAAUAGUGAAGGGCGCAGGACUAAUCAUGAAAGCUUUAAUAGAGGAAGGAGAACAGGAGAUAGGGAUUAAAAUGCAGGGGCUAGCGUUGGCAGAAGGUGCUCUGCCACAGCACUUACUCUCAGCUCUUUACACAGAAUCUGUUGAUGGAAGGUUUUUGACGAAUCGUCAGCUAUCCCGUCACCUGGUUGGGCUAUGGACAACUGAGAGUGCUCCUACAAUGGAACUACUCAAGAGAAUUCUUCCUCCUGGUCUCCUGGUGUACCUAGAGAGUACAGACGAGGUUCCUAAAGACGACGUUGACCGGCUGAAUGUUCGGGAUAAUCUCAAGCUGGCGAUGGAAGCUAAUCAGAAGGAUAGCAACGCUUUACUCUUGGCAGCGGGCAAAGGGUUAAAAACAGCCAAACAACAAACAAUAAAAACUGCUGAGUUUGUUGCAGAAAAAACUUACAUUUACACGGACCAGGCCAAAAAGAUUGCUGAGAAGCACAUGGAGCUUGCUCUCACUCACUGGAGGGAGAGAAUGGGGAGUAACUGGCAACCUAGUAUUGGCUGGGUCAGAGGUUCAGAUCCUGCAACUCAAAGUCCUGCUUGGCUAUCUAAGAACCAGGAACGUCCUAUUGUCCUGAGAAAGAGGAGAGAACAUGUGAAGAGUAGUUCUAACUGGUUACUCUUCUACUACAUGUUUAACAAGGAUCAUGCCAAAUCUAAUCUCAUCUGGAAUUAUAAGACACGAGAGGAGCUAAGAGAAGGUCUGGAGUCAGAAAUUGCUGCUUUUAAACAAGCAAGGGAGCUCUGUGGAUCAGCUCUUAUUUCCUGGAACCAUAAAGAAUUUAAGGUGGAUUAUGUAAGUUUACAGGAAGAGAUCAAAAUAGGACAAUACUUUCUCAGACUGCUGCUAGAAGAGGAUACUAUGGGUGGUGCAGACUCUAUUAUAACAAACCCAUCAGUUUUCUUUAAUGAUCUUUAUCAUAGGUUUCUGUUAACACCAAAGAUAGACAUGAAAUGUUUAUGCCUGCAAGCUAUGGCUAUUGUGUAUGGUAGACAUCAUGAGGAUAUUGGACCCUUCAACGAUACCAAAUAUAUUCUUGCAAUGUUAGACAGAACAGUGGAUAGGAAUGAACGGGAUAGAUUAGUCUUCUUUCUCUCCAAGCUUAUUCUCAACAGAGAGAAUGUUGUCGAUGUUCUGAGAACUAACGGAUUGAAGAUUUUAGUGGAUCUAAUUACCCUAGCUCAUCUGCACACCUCUCGAGCAGUUGCUCCGACACAAAGCCAAGCUAUCGAGUCUGUGGGAAUAGAGAAGGGGAUGGAAAAGGAAUGGUACUACGGGAAUGUAGACAAGGAGAGGAAUGGGCCUGUUGGCUUUACAGAGAUUAAAGAUCUCUAUAAGGAAGGAACUGUAACUGCCAAGACUAAAGUGUGGGCCCAGGGAAUGGAAGGCUGGAAACUAUUGCAUCAAGUUCCACAGCUGAAAUGGUCCCUAGUAGCUAAAGGAACCCCUGUGAUGAAUGAAUCGGAGCUUGCAACUUUAAUACUCAAGAUCUUGAUCCAGAUGACUUAUUUUUAUCCUAGCAGGGACUCAGAUGGUGCUAUUAUAAGACCUUUGCCGACUGUGAAAAGAGUUCUAAGUGAGCCAACAACCCUGCCCCACAUUGUCCAGAUACUUCUAACAUUUGAUCCUGUUCUCGUAGAACAAGUUUCUAUUCUGCUCUUCAGAAUAAUGGAAGAUAAUCCCAAGCUGUCCACACUGUACACCACGGGUAUAUUCUUCUUCAUUCUCAUGUACACCGGGUCUAACGUACUGCCUAUUGGUCGGUUCCUGGGUAUGACCCACGACAAGCAGGCCUUCAGAAGCGACAAGGAAGGGAGCAGCGACAGAAUGACAAGAAGCGUUCUAGGACAACUACUCCCGGAGGCAAUGGUUGCCUACCUAGACAACCACGGACCUGAGAAGUUUUCAACAAUUUUUCUUGGAGAAUAUGACACGCCGGAGGCAAUCUGGUGCGGUGAGAUGCGAUCUCUGAUGAUCCAGAAGAUUGCCUACCAUUUGGCGGAUUUUACCCCUAGAUUGCAGAGUAAUAACAGGGCCAUCUACCAGUACUGUCCUAUACCUAUCAUCACAUAUCCAACACUUGAAGAAGAUCUAUUCUGUGAUAUCUACUAUCUCAGGAACCUGUGCAACUCCACCAAGUUCCCCUCCUGGCCUAUAUCUGAUCCUGUUAAGCUUUUAAAGGAGGUGCUGGGUGCCUGGAGGACUGAGGUGGAUAAAAAACCAGCAACUAUGUCAGUUGAUGAUGCUUAUAAGGAACUAGGACUCGUCCCCGGAACUCAGCAUGAUGAUAGUAUUGUCAGAAAAGCAUAUUUUAGGUUGGCCCAAAAAUAUCAUCCUGAUAAAAACCCGACUGGACGAGAGAGAUUUGAAUCCAUUAAUGCUGCGUAUGAAUACCUUUGCUCCAAAUCUGCCCGCGUAGGGUCUGGACCUGACCCUAACAAUAUAGUUCUUAUCCUGCGAACCCAAUCCAUCCUGUUUGACCGACACAGUCCUGAACUCCAGCCCUACAAGUAUGCUGGUUAUCCUAUGCUCAUUAAAACUAUUAAGUUUGAGAGCGAGGAUUCGGGAUUAUUUUCAAAGACUGCUCCUCUGCUUGCUGCUGCUUCUGAGUGUGCAUACCAUACUGUUAGAUGUUCCGCUCUUAAUGCAGAAGAACUCAGGAGAGAGCAGGGACUUGAAGCUUUGUACAAUGCGUUUGAGAGAUGUGUAGGAGUACUGUCUGCUAGUAGUCAGGAGAGUGAUGUAGCAGUGGAUGUUUGUACUCAUAUCAUCAGAUGCUACUCAGUAGCAGCACAAUUCCAGGCAUGUCGGGAUCGUCUGAUAGAAAUGCCUGAGCUGGUGAAGAGUGUAUGUCGUGUACUGUACUACCGUCAGCUAACCAGCCUGGGUAUAGCUGGGGUAGAAUGUAUCUCUAGUUUAUCUUGUGAUGCAAUUCUACAGAUGCAUCUGUUACAGGCUGGGGCUCUGUGGCAUCUUCUUCUAACACUAUUUGACUACGAUCAUACUCUAGAGGAGGGAGGAGUAGAACAGGAGGAAGGGACAAACAAACAGGCGAUAGCAAACAGGCUAGCAAUACAGUCAAUCAAAGCUCUGGCACGGCUAGGUGGAUAUCUUGCGGAACCAGAUCUUACACCAGACAAUCCUAUAGUCAAGGAAGGAUUAUCUGCAAUGAUGACUCCGUAUCUGGCCAAACAACUUCACAAGAAUAUUCCUCAUGAAACAUUGAAGCUUCUCAACUCAAACUCAGAGAACCCGUAUCUAGUCUGGAAUAAUGGAACAAGAUCUGAGUUGACCCAAUUUCUGGAAGAGCAGCGGGACUCUGCCGUUCGCCGGGGCGAAUCUGAUCCCGCCUUCGGGGCGGAGUUUAAAUAUUCGGCGCAUAUUAAUGAACUAGUGGUCGGUACAGUCUAUCUCAGAAUCUACAAUUUGAAUCCAACCUUUUCUCUUGAAGAUCCUAAAUCCUUUACAGUCGAUCUUCUCGAGUUCAUCCGCGAUAAAACCGAGGCCAUGACGGUGCAAUCCAUAUUCCCAACGGACGACACUAAGCACGGGCAGAUGGCGUUGGAGUCGCUGGCCAACGUGAUCAGGAAUAACACCGGGGUUGAAUUCCAGCUGAUGGGACACUACAAGUCUCUCUUCCGUCUCCUGGACUCACCCUAUCCAACGAUUCAGGAAACUGCGCUGAGCGUGAUAAGUUCUACAACGGGUAAUGCUGAAUGUGUGAGCGAUAUUGCCGCUGCGGGUUGCAUCACCCGCCUCCUCAUAGCACUUAAGAAGAUGUCCCAGACAGCCAAGAUCAACGUGUUGGAAACCCUCUACUCUCUGUUCAGCAACACCAAGCUGGUUAAGGAGGGUCAGGAGAAAGGGACUGUUCUCUAUCUUCUGGACAUAUUCUGCAAUAGUGAAAUCCCCGGCAUACGUGAGAAGACAGCUGAGGUUCUGGCCAAGAUGGUGAUGGAUAAACUAGUUGGACCUAAAGUUAGGAUUUCAAUAAAUAAAUUUCUUCCAACAAUUUUUGUCGACGCCAUGAAACAGAGUCCAGAGGCUGCUGUAUCGAUGCUUGACUCUGAGCACGAGAACCCUGAAUUAAUCUGGAAUGAAGCGACGAGGAAUAAAGUUGCAAGAUUUAUACAAGAGGAGUGUGAGAAACUUUUCCAGAAGCAGACUGGUGACCCUGCUCUUGGUUGGAACCUCAGUGACGAUUUCCAGUUGAACUUCGACGACGUGGCCGGUGAGGUCGUCGUUGCUGGGGUCUAUCUCAGGAUAUUCGUUCAAAAUCCAGGUUGGGUGUUGAGGAGGCCUAAACAGUUCCUUGAAGAACUCCUGGAACGAUUGGUUAAACUGAUGAACGGGGGGAACAAUCAGGAAAUGGAACUUGUCACUCAGUCUUUAAUUCUGCUGCUGGAAGCUCAGGCUGCUUUAUGUGAGCAGCUUCCAGCUACAGGAUAUAUCAACCGGCUGCUCUCUACGAUGUCACAAAAGGGUGAAGCUGCUCAGAAACCCGGAAUUCAAUUUUUUCAUCAGAUUUCUAAGUCGAGUGUAUGUGUUGAGGGGAUGGGUAACUGCGACUGUAUUGCACCCCUACAUCGAGCAAUGAAACUUAGGAAGGAUUUGUUAGUUGUCAGCUGUGAGAUGUUUAACAGAAUAUUUGGAUUUAAUCAUGACAGUUUGGUUUCCCAGGCACUUAAUUCAGGAUUAGUUAAGGAUCUUCUGGGUAUUCUGAGUUCAAGACUAGACAAUAUACCUAAUAAAGCUGCCUGUAAAGCUCAGGUUGUCAACGCAUUAAAAUCUCUGCAGCGAAGUUUAGUUUAUGGAGAUGAGGUCUCAAAACUUCUUAAUUCUACACAGGUUUGGUCCCAGUACGAGGCCCAGAAGCAUGAUCUGUUCAUCGAGGAUCGGCCGACGAUGGCAAUAUCCUCCCAGCCGGCCACCGCCGGAUAUCUCACCAUGGCGCGGCAUGCUAUGCCCAGCGUGCCGCCUCCAAUUGAAAAUGAUGACUCAGACAGGGAUAACAGUCUGCUGAUGUAAGAAGAAAAGUGCUUAAUAUGGUUCAAGUGUAUGUAUUGUGACACUACCAGUGGUGAGGAUGGUGGUCUGUGAUAGCUGAUUUUAUGUUUCGCGCAUUUAUUUGAUUCCCUGUGAUGUGUAUUCCGCUAAACUAUUAACGUGGCAAAAUCUGUGAGCAGAUAGAAGACGAUUUCUGUGUGAGUGGAGAUUGCCGCAUGUUAUUCUUUUCCUGGAUCCCAUUUAGUCUUUUUUUAUAGUAUUUAUUGUCUAUAUUAAUAAAUGAUUAUGAUAACUAAA
Molecule: messenger RNA, 6659 nt
Organism: Eurytemora carolleeae
Lineage: Eukaryota; Metazoa; Arthropoda; Copepoda; Calanoida; Temoridae
Gene: Rme-8
Product: dnaJ homolog subfamily C member 13
Exons: 57
Coding region: 111-6383 (2090 amino acids)
Biological process (GO): endosome organization; regulation of early endosome to late endosome transport; receptor-mediated endocytosis
Cellular component (GO): endosome membrane
Source: RefSeq, a predicted model, not a curated record